AAUCGUCGAUGGGUAUGUAACACAUCGUACCUCCAUUCCUCCUGCGAUUCGAAUGUAUAUGAUAAAGAACUUUUCUCUGUCAUCUCUUUCCGAAUGAAGUAUAAAACUUCGAUGCAAAAUGCGAAUAUUCUACACACGCUUAACGCUCGGCCGCACUUUUCGCUCAACCACGUGCGAGUGCGUGUUCAGCAAAUUCCCACCGGCACUUAAGUCUAAUCGAAUCAAAUAGGCUAUUUUGCACUCCCGGACGAACACAAUGAAAUUUUUUGAUGAGUCCGCCAAGCGCAAGAAAUUCACGAUGAAUUUUUGCUAGGCUGCGCGAAAAACUGAUACACGCGAUUUAUUCGUGAAGAAUGAAUGACGAGAGGCAAAAUUUGAUCACUUGUUACGCACACAUGUGUUUUAUCGAUGAAUACUUGUCCCGAUAUGGUAACGGAAUGAAAGUAUAAGAAGACGCUCAGAAACACGUUUUGGAAACAGGAUCAACUUGGGUACCAAGAAGGUAUGUGAAGCAACUUCCAUCGAACGAGAUUUCAAAGCUGGUUUGAGUCUUAGCGUACAUUGUUACGAAUACGUACAUCGGAAAAGAAACAGAACUACAUUAUUAAUUUAUUCAUUCUGCAACAGAUAUCGUUUAUGCCGCAACUCUUUGUAACGUUAACAUCGAUUCACACCCGACAAAGUUCCUGAAAUUUUAUCAUUGAUAAUGAUAAACGGCAAUUAUCCGAACGAUUUUAUUUGAUGAACUUGGAUCAGCAGCUCGGUCGUUCGUAGAUAAACAACUCUAGCAAAUUUGAAAUUGCAUUGGAUGUCGUGACAUACGUGUGGAAACGAUCAAGUCUCGUGCGUACGAUAAUAAGAAUAGAGAUAACACAGAAGACUAGCAGAGUGGAUUUUAGAAGCACCGAAUAAGAAAAAUUCAAUAAUGUCUUCAUUAAAUUUGCGCUACACGAGAGACAUUCUCAAUCGUCUUACGAUGAAACAAAGGCUGUUUUACGAGAAGAAUGGUUAUCUAGUAUUUCCCCGCUUCAUACCGCAAAACGUGCUCGAUAAAUGUCAUAAAAGAUAUAAUGAAAUCGCCGAAGGCAAGCCACGGCAAGAUAUGAUGAUAGUAAUGUACGAUGUGAAGGACAAAAAAGCGCUAACUAAAAUACAGGAUAUGCAUACGGAUUCGGUAUUCCGUCAAUAUACCGAGCACGAGAAAAUUCUUGAUAUAAUCGAGUGUUUUACGGGACCAAACAUCAUGGCGAUACAUAGUAUGCUCAUCGUAAAGCCACCUGAUAGCGGAUUUGGAAGUUCAAGACAUCCACCGCAUCAAGAUCUGUACUACUUCCCAUUACGACCAGCCGAUCGUAUAGUAGCUGCAUGGACAGCCAUGGAACCCUGCAAUAGUGAAAACGGAUGUCUCUAUGUAGCACCUGGAUCACAUACUUUAGGGAACUUGUAUCCGCAUGGUUAUCCUCCAAAGUCGGAAGGAGUGAUGAACAAGUUUUAUCAUGGCAUACACCAAUUACCUUCGAUGCUCAACAAUUGGAUAAAUCUUGAGAUGCAACCCGGCGACACAGUAUUCUUUCAUCCGUUACUCAUUCACGGAUCUGGCAUUAAUAAAUCCAAGAGAACGAGAAUGGCGAUUUCCUGUCAUUAUGCAGCAGCAGAUUGUACUAUUGUCGAUGAUGAUCCGGUUCAGGAAACCAUCAGGAGCGAGAUUUUAGAGCUGUUGAAGAAAAGGCAUCCCGAUAUGGAGAUACAAUACGCAGACGUAUGGCGCUAUAAAUCCUCGCUCGUGCGCGGUAUUCGUUCCUCUUACUAAAAACGUUUAACUAUAGGCCCGUUCUUUUUGACUGAACUCUCUUGCACCAAUUCAUCUUUCUUCUUUUUCUCUCCAGGAGAAAAGAAGAGGAAGAAA
Molecule: messenger RNA, 1906 nt
Organism: Mycetomoellerius zeteki
Lineage: Eukaryota; Metazoa; Arthropoda; Insecta; Hymenoptera; Formicidae
Product: phytanoyl-CoA dioxygenase, peroxisomal
Exons: 7
Coding region: 926-1810 (294 amino acids)
Biological process (GO): fatty acid alpha-oxidation
Molecular function (GO): phytanoyl-CoA dioxygenase activity
Source: RefSeq, a predicted model, not a curated record